AUGUCCUCUCCUGAGGCCUUAAGUGUCUGCUCCUCAGUGUGGAUGCUCUCUGUGGUUGAGUCCUUCAGUGUGGAUGCUCUCUGUGGAAGUGAGACUUUGCCCCCUCGUCAUCCAUCUUGCUGCGGGCCCAUGAGGACAGCGGCUUGUGCCAAGGAGCAGAGCCAGCCUGCAGAAGCCUGGGUGAGCUCCCGCCUUUGUCCAAGGAUCUCCAAGGAACCUGGCAGCGGCCCGAGGGUGGGCUGCCGUCACUGCUCCAGCACCGGGGUGAUUGAUUGGGUCUCUGUCGGCAGACUCAGCUGGACAUCCUCACGGCCCCCUCUCAUCCAUCAGUUUAUCCAGACCUCAGGAAAGGCUUGCUUCCAGAUGGGACACAUUGUUCCUAUACACGUGGGGAGAAAAGGAGGGGUGAAGGAGGGGGACAGGGGGAGGAGCAUGGCCUCACCCCGACAGAGCCGGAUUCUCACGUCUGCCCAGACUGCGAUCUGGGGCUCCAAGGGAUUUGGCUGGUUUUGUGAAGAGCAGCUCCAUCCAGGGAAUUGGGACUAA
Molecule: messenger RNA, 546 nt
Organism: Knipowitschia caucasica
Lineage: Eukaryota; Metazoa; Chordata; Actinopteri; Gobiiformes; Gobiidae
Source: the annotation of a GenBank genome assembly